AUGGCCGCUGCGUUGACGCAAACGGAUUUGCCUCUUCCCCUUGUCGCCAAAGGCAAAGUGCGCGACGUGUACGACGCCGAGAUUGCUGAUGGCGCAUUUGCAGGCGCGCUCUUGUUUAUUGCGACCGACCGCAUCUCUGCAUUUGACGUCGUGCUCCAAAACGGGAUCCCCGACAAAGGCCGACUCUUGCACGGCAUGUCGUCGUACUGGUUCGACACGAUAGUGCCCACUGUGCUUCCGUCACACGUCCUUGCCGCGACUUGGGACGCAUUUCCCCAGCAUCUCCAGCAAAAGCUCGCGCCUGUCCGCGCCCAAGUCGACGGCCGUGCGAUGCUUGUGCGCCGCGCGAAUGUGAUUCCCAUUGAAGCGAUCGUGCGUGGCUACAUCACGGGCAGCGGCUGGGCAGAGUACCAGCGGAGCGGCACGGUGCAUGGAAUCAAGCUCCCUGAAGGACUGCAAGAAAGCGACAAGAUCCCCGGCGGCCCCCUCUUUACGCCAAGCACCAAGGCAGCGCAAGGCGACCACGACGAAAACAUCCACCCCGACCGCGUCGCCGAGAUGCUCGGUGCCAACCUUGCAAAGCGCAUCGCCGAUGCGGCGUGCGCUUUAUACAGCAAAGCGGCUCAGCACGCACUCCAGCACGGCAUCAUCCUCGCCGAUACCAAGUUUGAGUUUGGGCUUGUGCCAGCAGACGCCGAACACCACAACGGCGAGCUGCUCCUGGUCGACGAAGUCCUCACGCCCGACUCAUCGCGCUUCUGGAGCGCUGCCGACUACGCGCCCGGGUGCGCACAGGCAAGCUUUGACAAGCAGUACGUGCGCGACUGGAUGAAGCACGCCAAGCUAGACAAGGCUGCGUUUCACGGCACGCUUGUAACGCUUCCUCCUGAUGUGGUAGCCAAGACACACGAAAAGUAUGCCGAGGCGUACGAUCGUAUUACAGGCCGUCGUUUUGUGUAG
Messenger RNA from Malassezia vespertilionis, 960 nucleotides. RefSeq names its product phosphoribosylaminoimidazolesuccinocarboxamide synthase (gene ADE1). Gene Ontology annotation, molecular function: phosphoribosylaminoimidazolesuccinocarboxamide synthase activity. Gene Ontology annotation, cellular component: cytoplasm. The record is from RefSeq and is a predicted model, not a curated record. Gene Ontology annotation, biological process: 'de novo' IMP biosynthetic process. Bases 1 to 960 code for a protein of 319 amino acids. The transcript has a single exon. Lineage: Eukaryota; Fungi; Basidiomycota; Malasseziomycetes; Malasseziales; Malasseziaceae.